This is a messenger RNA of Nycticebus coucang (slow loris), 2732 nucleotides long. It is a transcript of the gene ENTPD3, whose product is annotated as ectonucleoside triphosphate diphosphohydrolase 3. Lineage: Eukaryota; Metazoa; Chordata; Mammalia; Primates; Lorisidae. Gene Ontology annotation, biological process: nucleoside diphosphate catabolic process. Gene Ontology annotation, molecular function: GDP phosphatase activity; UDP phosphatase activity. The coding region runs from base 93 to 1682 and encodes 529 amino acids. The transcript has 11 exons. The record is from RefSeq and is a predicted model, not a curated record. Gene Ontology annotation, cellular component: plasma membrane.
GGAGGCAACCUCCUGCGCGCUGGCUGCCGGCUGCCACUGCGGCAGCGCUAAUCGCCGCCUCCCGUCCGCGGGCCGCGCAGCUGGGAGAAAAGAUGUUCACCGUGCUGACCCGCCAACCAUGUGAGCAAGCAGGCCUCAAGGCUCUCUACCGCACUCCAGCCAUCAUUGGCUUGGUGGUCUUGGUGGUGAGUGUUGUGGUCCUCGUGAGUAUCACACUCAUUCAGAUUCAUAAGCAAGAGGUCCUCCCUCCAGGACUGAAGUACGGAAUCGUGCUGGAUGCCGGGUCUUCCAGAACCACAGUCUACGUGUAUCAGUGGCCAGCAGAGAAGGAGAAUAACACCGGAGUGGUCAGUCAAAUCCUCAAAUGUAGUGUGAAAGGCUCUGGGAUCUCAAGCUAUGGGAAAAAUCCUCAGGAUGUCCCCAAAGCCUUUGAGGAGUGCAUGCAAAAAGUCAAGGGGCAGGUUCCAAUGCAUCUCCAUGAGUCUACUCGCAUUCAUCUGGGAGCCACAGCUGGGAUGCGCUUGCUAAGGUUGCAAAAUGAAACAGCAGCUAAUGAAGUCCUUGCGAGCAUCCAAAGCUACUUCAAGUCCCAGCCCUUUGAUUUUAGGGGUGCUCAAAUCAUUUCUGGGCAAGAGGAAGGGGUAUAUGGAUGGAUUACAGCCAACUAUUUAAUGGGAAAUUUCCUGGAGAAAAACCUUUGGCAUAUGUGGGUGCAUCCUCAUGGAGUGGAAACCACGGGGGCCCUGGAUUUAGGUGGUGCCUCCACCCAAAUAUCCUUCGUAGCAGGAGAGAACGUGGAGCUGAACACCAGCGACAUCACACAGGUGUCCCUGUACGGCUACACAUACGCACUCUAUACACACAGCUUCCAGUGCUAUGGCCGCAACGAGGCUGAGAAGAGAUUUCUGGCAGUGCUCCUACAGAACUCUACCACCAAAACCUACCUCUCCAACCCCUGUUACCCCCGAGAUUACAGCACUAACUUCACCAUGGGCCACGUAUUUGACAGCCUGUGCACGGUGAGCCAUCGGCCAACGAGUUAUAACCCUGACGACAUCAUCACUUUGGAAGGAACUGGAAACCCAUUACUCUGUAGGGAGAAGGUGGCUUCCACAUUUGACUUCAAAACUUGCCAUGAUCCAGAAACCUGCUCCUCUGAUGGGGUUUAUCAGCCCAAGGUUAAAGGGCCAUUUGUGGCUUUUGCAGGAUUCUACUACACAGCUAGUGCUUUAAAUCUUUCAGGUAGCUUCUCCUUGGACACCUUCAACUCAAAGACCUGGAAUUUCUGCUCACAGAAUUGGAGUCAGCUUCCUCUCCUGCUCCCCAAAUUUGAUGAGGUGUACGCCCGCUCCUACUGUUUCUCAGCCAACUACAUCUACCACCUGUUUGUGAAUGGAUACAAAUUCACAGAGGACACCUGGUCCCAAAUACAUUUUGAAAAAGAAGUGGGGAACAGCAGCAUAGCCUGGUCUCUUGGAUACAUGCUCAGCCUGACCAACCAGAUCCCAGCGGAAAGCCCCCUGAUCCGCCUGCCCAUACAGCAGCCUGUCUUUGUAGGCACCCUCACCUUCUUCACAGUAGCAGCCUUGCUGUGUCUGGCAUUACUUGCAUACGUGUGUUUCUUGUCGAGAAAAAUGAGGCACUCUGAGCAUGUCUUCAACCAUGCAGUAGAUUCUGACUGAGUCUUCAAAGCAGCUCCUGGAGCCCAAGGGCUGCUUAGAACCAGCCUGCAUGGCACUGGGCAAUACAAGUAAGGUGGCUGCCUUCAGGAGAUACCACUAAAGUCAAACACCUAGGUCAUGUGCCUGUCAUAUACUGAUUUCUGCCAAAGCACCUGUUGGGGAGUCCCUCUGCUACUCCGUGCACACUGCUCUUCCAGAGAACUCACACCCACUUGCUCAUCUAUUGGGGAACAAAGAAGAUGAUGGCUUUCAAGGUCAAGCCCUUUAUUCCAAGUCCCCCAGAGGAGGAGUAAGUUAAGAAUAUAACAUUUCAUGUUAAAGAAUUGACCUCAGGGCAGUUUCCAUUUUCCCUCCCUCAGUAUUUCUCCCAGCAAGACUCCCAGUAACCAUUAAGCACAGACAAGUAUCUUAUGAUAUAGUAUCUGGGGGAGAAGACUCCUACCCCGAGGGUAGUGGCCACAGCCAGGCAUCCAUCAUGCAAGUACAACCUGAUGCAUGGACACACAGAAAGUCUUCAAGAAAGCCAUAGGCCAUUCUAAAAGUGGAAUUCCCACUCAGGGUGCAGGUCACUAGAUUAUAACCUGUGUGUAUCACCAUCCUUAUCUCACCAUCAUAUUACCAUGCCCGCCUACAAAACACAUUUACCCUUAGUGAGGUUAUUGCAUUUCAGAUCUGAUUGCCUUUGCUAGGCUUUUGCUUACCAAGGGCUGCCUUUCCAUUGUUUUCAUGGUGUGUAUAUUUUUCCCACCAUUCCCACAAGUAAACUUGAUGCUGUCAUAAGACAUUUAAUUACUCACCAAUUACUUUCCUAGAUCAUAGACCUCUCUGAUUCUAUGAUUUGUGCACCAAUUACUUUCCUGGAUCAUAGACCUCUCUACAUAGUAACCAUAGUUCUUAACUUCAGGGACAGAAAAGGGAGCUGCAGGAAUAUUCACCUCCAAAGUCUAAUGAUAAAGAACCACAGCAAAUCCAAUGGCUACAAGCUAAAAAUCAACAUUAUUUCAGAUUGCUGUUUGUGAGCUGAAUAUGGAAUAAAGGACUCAUAUUUUA